UUUAUGGCACUAGCCAGAGGAAAAGCUAAUGGGGAUUCUUGAGUUUAUGCUUACUCUCUGUUUCAUAGGUAUGAAUGGGAUUAGAAUGGCUUUCUUUUUCCUACCUCUGUUUCACUUAGUAGCCAGGUAACGUUACCCCAGGAAUGUAUUUAGUGGCUUGGUCAGCUAAUAAAGCAAGGCAGCUUGAAAGAGGCGAGUUCCUCCUUUCAUACCUAAGCAACACAGUUUGAAGUGAACAUUGAUGGAAACAUUUCCAGAACAACUUUGUCUAUUAAUUAGCAUAAUCCUGCAGCAGUCAGGGGGGAAAUGAACAGAAUUCAUCCUCAGAAUAUUGAAGGAGCUUCAUUUGGUUCAACAAAAUCUCUAUUCACUGCUAACAGAGGUACUAUACAGGGCCUGCAAGGUUGCUGCAAGGAUUGCUGUGCAUGCAUCCCUUGCACCCAACAAUGUAUCUGCGUAUCUGCCAUUGGUCUUGGUAUACUUGGUGUCAUCGUUACUGUCAUUGCAUUGGCGGUCACAAUUGGCAUCCCUCCACAUACACCAGUAAAUCGUUUAUGUCUGACCUCUGGUAAUCAGACAGGCUUUUUGUGUGACAACAGAGAGAGCUGCAUUCCAGCCAGCCAGGUCUGUGAUGCAAGACAAAAUUGUGCAAAUGGGGAGGAUGAGCAAGGGACACUAUGCGAUGAUUUGCCCAACAACCUUCCAGGAGACUUGAUAUUUUAUUGCAGCAACCGCAAGGUUUGGGUCUACGCAGACAAAAAAUGCAAUGGAAUCAAUGACUGCGGUGACUGUUCUGAUGAAGUAGGAGCUUGUAAGUAUUUGCUUGCAAAGUUCUGCUUGGGGCCAGUUGCCCUCCUUGUGGGCCUCAAUGGUGGGGAUGCACCAUGGUUGUCUUCCAUAUGUACUGUACCUGCAUUCCCAGACGUCUUUGCCGAGAUGGAAUACAGCACUGCAGUGACUGGUCUGAUGAAUACAUCUGCACAAGAUGAGCACUCCAGGAGUAACCUUCAGAAUAUAAUGGGAGCUAUCCAUCAAAUACCGCUGUUGGGGAAUUGCCAUAUUUCUCAGAGGGGCUUGUGAUAGAUGCAUUGUGUAGUGUUAGGUGCACUGCUCCUAGA
Messenger RNA from Lacerta agilis (Sand lizard), 1118 nucleotides. RefSeq names its product low density lipoprotein receptor class A domain containing 1 (gene LDLRAD1). Lineage: Eukaryota; Metazoa; Chordata; Lepidosauria; Squamata; Lacertidae. Gene Ontology annotation, molecular function: protein binding. The record is from RefSeq and is a predicted model, not a curated record.